Saccharomycodes ludwigii is the source of this 834-nucleotide messenger RNA. RefSeq names its product putative hydrolase (gene NIT2). The record is from RefSeq and is a predicted model, not a curated record. Lineage: Eukaryota; Fungi; Ascomycota; Saccharomycetes; Saccharomycodales; Saccharomycodaceae. The transcript has a single exon. Gene Ontology annotation, molecular function: hydrolase activity, acting on carbon-nitrogen (but not peptide) bonds, in linear amides. Bases 1 to 834 code for a protein of 277 amino acids.
AUGUCCUGUAGAGUAGGUGUAGCACAAAUAUGUUCAACUUCAAAUAUAAAACACAAUUUAGAUUUAUGUUUUGACUUUAUUGGUAAAGCUUUGGAAAAAGAUGUUCGUGUUUUAUUUUUUCCAGAGGCUACAGACUAUAUUGCUCAAAGCAGUGCAGAAUCCAAGAAACUAGCAAAAUCUACAAAUGCUGAGUUUAUAAUCCCUCUCCAAGAACAUUUGAAAAAGUUGAAAAAAGAAAUUGAUGUAUCAAUAGGUGUGCAUUUACCAGAAAUAAAUGACCCUAAUGAUAGAGUGCGCAAUUGUCUAUUAUAUAUUAAUCACGCAGGUACAAUUAUGUCAACUUACCAGAAAUUGCACUUGUUUGAUGUUCCAGGCAGCAAUCUUUAUGAAUCUAAAACUGUAGUCCCCGGAAUGAAGGCACCUAUUCCAAUAAAGACACCUAUUGGUAUGUUGGGACCAUCGAUUUGUUAUGAUAUUAGGUUCCCAGAACAAGGUUUAUAUUUACGUUCAAAAGGAUCAGAUAUAAUUACUUACCCAAGUGCUUUCACUGUUAAAACAGGAGAAGCACAUUGGGAAAUAUUGGGUAGAUGUCGAGCAAUUGAAACACAAUGUUAUGUUUUGAUGCCAGGCCAAUAUGGUAAGCAUAAUGGAAAAAGAGAGUCAUAUGGCCAUUCCAUGAUUAUAGAUCCUUGGGGGACUGUUAUAGCAGAGGCUGUGAAAAAUGAGGAUGAAUUGUUAGUGGCAGAAAUAGAUCAUUAUAAACUAGCAGAAAUUAGAAAAAAUAUGCCCCUAUUGGAACAAGCAAGGCAUGAUAUUUUUGAUUCUGUUUCUUGA